GGAGGUCGGCUCCAUCACGCCGCUCUUUAAUCAGACCAUCGUGGAGGGACCACACCGAGUAGGUAACGUGUCCUCCUUCAGACUCCCUGUCGAAUGGCACCAACUGCCCACGAAUCUGAGUCACAUCUCUCCGUCUGGGAUGAGCUCCAUGUUAACCAGCAGAGUCCAUUCAACGGCACACGUUUCACCAACAACGAUGGAUGAAGCAGCUGCGGCAGCAGCAAAGAUCACCACGGCCCCGCCGCUCGCUACAGCCCGACAACCCGCAACCGUCAUUCCACAAAGUCAAACUACCAAACGACCAGAGACGACGACGACGGGUAAGACACAAAGAGCGACGACACAGGAAGUAACAACACAAGCAGAGAUGACGGCACAGACGACCGCUACUGAAAAACCAACAAGUUUACAACCAAUCACAUCAACGCAACCAGCAACCACCCUGCAAGUCACCACUGCGUCUGCGACAACAGCUGCAGCUCCAACGCCAGAAAGAACCCCAUCAACCCCA
Messenger RNA from Plectropomus leopardus (leopard coralgrouper), 511 nucleotides. The record is from RefSeq and is a predicted model, not a curated record. NCBI's taxonomy places the organism in Eukaryota, Metazoa, Chordata, Actinopteri, Perciformes, Serranidae.